Molecule: messenger RNA, 756 nt
Organism: Mesorhabditis belari
Lineage: Eukaryota; Metazoa; Nematoda; Chromadorea; Rhabditida; Rhabditidae
Source: the annotation of a GenBank genome assembly
AUGACCGUGAAACUUGAUUCUGUUUCAAGAACUCAAACAAUGGCUUGCGGUUUGGCAUUGAAGCGCCCUCAUGAGUACGACAACUAUCUGCAAUUGGGCGGUGAUGCGACGGCGACUCCCGAGGUGAAGCGCUCGAGGACAUCGCCUCUCUCGUGUUCUCCGUUUCGGGCUCAAAUGGGCACCAUGGCCGCCUCGCUACCAUCAUCCAGUAGCAGCGUCCCACUCUCACUUGAGGAGAAUGGAAGUGUAUUCACGUCUGCAACAUCAGUGAUGAGCCGCGAAGGUGUCGAUGCUUUCUUGAAGGCCGAGAUGCGCUCACUUCGCAGACGCAAGCUCAUUCCAAAGCGCUGUCUCAUUGACAACAAUUCUGAGUUUGGCACAAAGGGUGAUGUCCUCGAGUCGGAUGCCAAGCCCACGACUCAUCCUACAAGCAACUAUCGUGUUCCUGGAUCGCCUCAGUCUUCAUCCGAUUCUGAGGGUGAACUCUCUGGUUCUACUCCUGCUCGGCGUCGUGUUUUGGCCACUCUUCCUUCCGAAGUUGCCACUCCAGUCACCGAUUUGUACAAAAAGCCAAUGUAUUCGCUUAAUCAGGUGGUGAUGAUGUGCGAGCGUCUUUUGAAGGAACAGGAAAUGCGAAUUCGCUUUGAAUAUCAACAAGUGCUCGAGAAGAAGCUUACAGAGCAACAAGAUCAACUCUCGCAACUCGCUGCCGAGGCUGGGAAACCCACUGAGGACUACUCGUGCUCUUACCUUUCC